AUGCUGCCAAACCUGGAAGAGAAUGUGGUGAGCAGGGUGGCCAACUUGCCUUUGGUCAGAUCUGCCUGUGAUCUGGUUUCCAUGGUCUACAUCUGCACUAAAGAGAGCCACCCCCACAUCAGAUCUCUGUGUGAUGUGGCAGCUAAAGGAGUGAAGACUAUGACUGAAGCUACAAUCAACUGUGCACAGCCAGUUCUGACUAAACUUGAACCUCAGAUUGCAACAGCAAAUGAAUUUGCCUGCAAAGGACUGGAAAAGCUGGAGGAGAAACUGCCAAUCCUUCAACAGCCGACUGAUAAGGUUCUUUUGGAUGCCAAAGAGUUGGUGACAGGUACCAGGGAUGCCAUGAACAGCAAAGUGACUGAGGUGCUGGACAAGACCAUGCAGGCAGCCAAAUCAGCAGUAACCAGCAGCAUGAGCACAGUCAUGGGCUCCAGACUGGGGCUUGUGGCUGUGCAUGGAACAGAAGCUGUGCAGGAGAAAUCAGCAGACCUGGUGGAUCACUCCCUCCCCAUCACAGAUGAUGAACUAGCUAAAUUAGCAGCCUCUGUGAAGGGCUUUGAGGUGGCUUCUGUGGAACAGCAGCAGAAGUACUUUGUGCGUCUGGGGUCUCUGUCCCCUGAACUCCGCCAGUGUGCCUACCUGCAGUCCAUGGGCAAAGUGAGACUGCUUCAUCAGAGCAUGCAGGAGAACCUCUCUCAGAUCCAGCACACCAUUGACCUGAUUCAGAAUGUCAAGCAGAGUGUGGGUAAGAAACUACACAAGGGUCAGCAGAAGCUGCACCAGUUGUGUCUGGAGUGGACUAAGAAGGAGCUUGCAGUAAUUGACAAGGGAUCUGCACAGCCAGAGCAGGUGGAUACCCUGGUUCUGGUCAUGUCUUGGAGAAUCACCCAGCAGCUGCAGACCAUGUGCCUGAACCUAGUCAUUAUCAUCCAAGGCCUUCCUACCAGCAUUCAGGACAAGAUGCAGCAGGCUCAUCACAAUCUGCAAGAGGUCCAUGCUGUCUGCUCCAAGGCCAGCUCCUUCCAGGGCCUGUCCACCAGUAUCCUGACCUGCAGCAAGCAGAAGCUGCUCAGGGCCCAGGAAUAUGUGGUGCAUAAUGCUCCCCUUUCCUGGCUAGUGGGACCCUUUACCUCCUGUGGCAGAACCGCUGCAGAAUUGCAGCACCGGGAAAAUAGCAGGGUUCUCUAAUCUGUCCCUACCCUACAAGCAUCCUUGCCAAAGACAAGCAUUCCUUUUCUAGUCAAAGGCAGCCGAUGGGGAAGAAUAACCUGGUAUCCUAGAGAAUUGCUGCUCUCCUCCAAGAGGAGGUGGAAAGUCCACCUAUCCAAGCCUGCUAGAGAAUCCUAGUGCUAGCAUAAUCUUGCAGGAAAUCAACUGAAGUGGUAUUGAUGAGCUGUGUGGGCUCUGAACUACAUUCCCCACCCACACUUAGGCAACACCAUGGGUUAGAUAAUACCCCUUAAGCUGGAACAUCCCUUAGUGUCAGUCUUGAGACCUUAAGGUGGUUUGCCAUGUGAAUUGUACAUAUCAAACAUGUAGUUCUCAUCGAUCAGUCAUGUAUUGUAUUGCUAUUCACUUAAUUGAAGCUGUGUGGGAA
Messenger RNA from Chrysemys picta bellii (western painted turtle), 1600 nucleotides. The record is from RefSeq and is a predicted model, not a curated record. NCBI's taxonomy places the organism in Eukaryota, Metazoa, Chordata, Testudines, Emydidae.